Messenger RNA from Lineus longissimus, 1378 nucleotides. Its product is annotated as tRNA (adenine(58)-N(1))-methyltransferase catalytic subunit TRMT61A-like. Gene Ontology annotation, molecular function: tRNA (adenine(58)-N1)-methyltransferase activity. Gene Ontology annotation, cellular component: nucleus; tRNA (m1A) methyltransferase complex. The record is from RefSeq and is a predicted model, not a curated record. NCBI's taxonomy places the organism in Eukaryota, Metazoa, Nemertea, Pilidiophora, Heteronemertea, Lineidae. The coding region runs from base 90 to 1067 and encodes 325 amino acids. The transcript has 4 exons. Gene Ontology annotation, biological process: tRNA methylation.
CAUGGCAGCCUCCACGAAAUGAAAAAUCUGCACGUUUUUCUUUGAAAUAUCGAAUAAAAACAACUGUUUAAGGACUGUUAAUCGUUGAAAUGAGUUUCAGGGUAUACCAGGAUCGUACUAAAGUUGAUGACACUGUCAUUUUGUAUCUAAAAUACCACUAUAUGAUGCCCCUUAAAUUGCAAGCCGGUGGAGUUCAUCAAACUUGUUAUGGGGCUCUGAGACAUGAUGAUGUCAUUGGGAAAAGAUUUGGUAGUAAAAUUCCUUGCAGUAAAGGCUAUCUGUAUGUGUUGCAUCCAACUGCUGAGCUGUGGACAGUGAAUCUGCCUCAUCGUACUCAGAUCUUGUAUACUCCUGAUAUAAGUAUGGUGCUGUUCCAGUUAGACCUGCAGCCAGGGUCAGUGGUGGUCGAAUCUGGUACUGGUAGUGGUUCUCUGUCCCACGCUAUCAUCCGGACAAUUGCCCCAAAGGGACACCUAUACACAUUUGAUUUCCAUGAGCAGCGAGUUGAAAAGAUCAAGCAGGAAUUCAAAGAGCAUGAUGUGGGAGACCUGGCGACAGUUCGACAGCGGGAUGUCUGCAGCGACGGAUUUGACCUGGAGGACGUUGCAGAUGCAGUGUUUCUUGAUCUUCCGAAGCCAUGGCUUGCAAUUCCAUCUGCCAAGAAAAGUAUGAAACCUAGUGGGGGAAGAAUCUGUUGUUUCUCACCGUGUAUAGAGCAAGUACAAAAUACCUGUGAAGAAUUGAAUAAUAAUGGAUUCACAGAUCUCUCUACGAUGGAGUGCCUGCUGCGUGUUUUUGAUCCGCGGGCUAUCAAUCUCCCGAUUGCUGACAUUGGUGACAAAGGUUCCGCGGAUACCAACAGCCAGGAUAAAAAAAUGCAGAAAGUGAAGGAAACAGAUGACAAAAUGGAGAAAAAAGACAGUAAAAAUGCCAGGGGUAAAAAUGAUUUUAGGGAUAGGCCUGGUAGAGACUUUGGACCUUGCUAUUCGUUCACUACAGCUGCACCCCCAGAGAAAAUGCCUGGACACACAGGGUAUCUGACAUUUGCCUCUUUGCCUCCAGUAUGAACAUUUUGACAAGGGUCAUGACCGAUGUAUGGUCAUCCCCAGCAAAAUCACUGCCAGUAAAAAGAAGUCCUCACUAAAGCCCACCGCAGACAAGCAAUGUUUAGUGCAGCAACAUUUGUCAUGGUUGUCCAAUAUCCAUGUCGGCCAAGGUGCCUGAGACAGGGAUUGGUCAUUGCUCCUUGGCAUACAUGUAGGGCAUCACCUACAUCAAGAAUGAGUAAAGAGUGGUCUUCAUUGAUUCUUCACUACAUGUUUAUUCAAUUUCAAUUCAUGUUAUCAUAUGAUUUCUGUCAUUAAAGGGUUAAUUUGUA